UACAGUGUUUGUUUGAUCACAAGAAAGUUUACAUUGUUUUACUAGAUAUACGUUCAUUGAUUGUUAAUCUUCUAAUAUAUAAAGUGUUAAUAUUAUUUUUCGUAUAAUUGUUACCCUAUUGAUAUUGAGUACUGAAAUGAGUCAUAUUUACAAGAAAUGGACCACUUAUAACAUGGGAGGAUAUUAAUUUAUAUUUGUAUUGCAGAUAAGAAUAUUAUUUUUUGUAGAAUAGUAGUUACUGACAUAAAGCGAAAAUGGAUAAAUUAAGAAGAGCUUUAAGUGGCAAUGAACAAUGCGACGAAGAAAGCGGUAUUAUUAGACAGACUGAUGUGGAUUUUGUGGUUAUGGACCAAAAUACAUUGAGUUGGUCGACUCGAAUAAAAGGUUUUGCUAUUUGUUUUAUUGUUGGCAUUUUAUGCUCUUUCCUUGGAUCUUUUGCUUUAUUUUUACACAAGGGACUUACACUAUUUGCUGUGUUUUAUACAUUAGGAAAUAUCAUCUCACUAGCAAGCACAUGUUUCUUAAUGGGUCCUUGUAGUCAAUUAAAGAAAAUGUUUGCUGCAACAAGAAUUGUGGCAACUAUUUUAGUAUUUGUUGCAAUUGGAAUGACACUAUUUGCAGCUUAUCUCAAAAAUCCAGGCUUGGCAUUAUUGUUUAUAAUUAUUCAAUCGGUGGCAAUGACAUGGUAUUCUUUAUCUUAUAUACCAUAUGCGCGUGAUGCUGUUAAAAAAACUGUGGAAUCAUGUAUUUCGUGAAACCAUUCACAAACAUGAUACAGUAAAAUAUUCCACUUAGUGAAUAUGUUACAAGUUAUAUGUUGUUUUACAUUGUACCAGCUAUAUGCAAAUAUGAAGAAGAAAUAACAUUUAUUUACUUCAGAAAAAUUCUACUAUGAUACAUCUGUAUCUCAUUAAAAAUACAAUGAAAACGUUUUUAAAUAUACGCUUAAAAUUGUAAUAUUUUAU
Molecule: messenger RNA, 965 nt
Organism: Megachile rotundata (alfalfa leafcutting bee)
Lineage: Eukaryota; Metazoa; Arthropoda; Insecta; Hymenoptera; Megachilidae
Product: vesicle transport protein SFT2B
Biological process (GO): vesicle-mediated transport
Cellular component (GO): membrane
Source: RefSeq, a predicted model, not a curated record